AAAAUCCAUUCAACCAGAGACACCGAUAGGGGGAAGAGGCACAUGCUCAUUCAGUUCACUCAUUCACUUUCUCAUACAUUCUUGUUCUACUCACACUUGUUCAAAGCUCUGCAGGCAGAAGCAGUCUCUUAGAUAGAAACAGCUCUGCUGGGGGGGGGGGGGGGAAUUCCUUUUGGCUCCCAAAGGAAACCAAGGUGCAAUCAAUCAGAGUUCUCAAGCUGUUCCUUUGAAGAAACUUACAGGGAAACUGUUGCAACAUGAAUGGACCUGUGGACGGCUUGUGUGACCAUUCUCUGAGUGAAGAAGGGGCUUUCAUGUUCACUUCGGAAUCUGUAGGAGAAGGGCAUCCUGAUAAGAUCUGUGAUCAGAUCAGUGAUGCUGUGCUGGAUGCCCAUCUCAAACAAGACCCAAAUGCCAAGGUUGCUUGUGAGACUGUCUGCAAAACUGGGAUGGUCCUCCUCUGUGGGGAGAUUACUUCAGUUGCCAUGGUGGAUUAUCAGCGUGUAGUUCGAGACACCAUUAGACACAUAGGCUAUGAUGAUUCAGCCAAAGGCUUUGACUUCAAGACCUGCAAUGUGCUAGUAGCCCUGGAACAACAGUCUCCAGACAUUGCCCAGUGUGUCCAUUUAGACAGAAAUGAAGAAGAUGUUGGUGCUGGAGACCAGGGUUUGAUGUUUGGCUAUGCCACAGAUGAGACAGAAGAAUGUAUGCCUCUCACCAUUAUACUUGCUCAUAAGCUCAAUGCCCGGAUGGCAGACCUGAGGCGAACAGGAGUUCUCCCCUGGCUAAGACCUGAUUCUAAAACUCAGGUCACUGUCCAGUAUAUGCAGGACAAUGGGGCUGUCAUUCCAGUGCGUAUUCACACCAUUGUGAUUUCUGUUCAACACAAUGAGGAUAUCACACUAGAGGAUAUGCGCCAAGCUUUAAAGGACCAAGUGAUCCGAGCUGUGGUUCCUUCAAAAUAUCUGGAUGAAAAGACAAUUUACCACCUGCAGCCCAGUGGGCGUUUUGUUAUUGGUGGGCCACAGGGGGAUGCAGGAGUCACCGGCAGGAAGAUCAUUGUGGACACUUAUGGAGGCUGGGGUGCCCAUGGGGGUGGAGCUUUCUCUGGGAAGGACUAUACCAAGGUGGACCGCUCUGCAGCCUAUGCAGCCCGUUGGGUGGCAAAGUCCCUAGUGAAAGCCAAACUAUGUCGGAGAGUUCUUGUGCAAGUUUCUUAUGCUAUUGGUGUGGCUGAACCUCUCUCAAUUUCCCUGUUCACCUAUGGGACCUCCCAAAAGACUGAGAAAGAGCUAUUAGAUGUGGUGAAUAAGAAUUUUGAUCUUCGUCCUGGAGUCAUUGUCAGGGACCUUGAUUUGAAGAAGCCAAUUUAUCAGAAGACAGCAUGCUAUGGCCAUUUUGGAAGAAGUGAAUUUCCCUGGGAAAUUCCUAAGAAGCUCAAAUUUUAAUGUUGGCAAGAAUCAGUCUCUUGAAGAGAACACAAUAGGAUUCCUCAUUGCAAGAUGGCCCCGGAUUUGCAUUCCCCUUGACCACUCUAUAUCCAGAUUAGAGAGCUAAACAAUGCUGACAGACUACAUAUUAUCUCUAUGGGAAUUGGUUCUAUUCUUCACCACUGCCCCUACUUAGUGGCAACCAUGCCCAUUUUUAGCAUGUUGCCAUCAGCAGAAGGCCUGGUAGAAUUUGUCUUUCUAGUGUUGCUAGAUCAGACCUGUUUGUAAAAGCUGAUGAUGAUUUUUCCUCAUCUCUUGAUUCUGAUGCAGGACAAUAUGAUUUCAAAGAAAAGGCAUAUAUCCAAGCAGUAUAGAUAUGCUAAUUUCAGUUUUUAUCCCUUUAUCACUCAGGGGCCAGUGGUGGUAAUAGAGUUUGGAAUUGGGGAGUUCUAGGACCCAGAUUUAUUUUUCUUACAAUGACAAUCCUGCAUUCUUGGUACAUUCGUCUCCUUCACUGGCCAUGUGCCAAGACAAGGAUUUCCCAUAUGGGUCAAUGUCUCAAAGAUUGGGCCUUAUAUUUGUGAGAUAAUCCCUACGCCAAGAGGUUUCUAUCUGGGAGCCCCAAGGGAGUUCAUGAAUAGAUUUCAGGGGGUCUGUGAAUUUAGCUGGGGAAAAAUCCCUACAUCUUUAUUUUCACAAACCUCUAACUGAAAUAGAUACCAUAUCCUGUAAUGAUUUAAAAGCACCUGAGUUACACUGAAAAGUUCUUAUCUAGGAGCAAGUGUGAUGCAAUUAAGAGAUACUUGGAUUUGGAGUCAGAAGUUCUGGGUUUAAAUCCUAACUUUGCCAGUUAGUAUCUCUGUGACCUCAGGCAAAGUACUCAACUCCUCUGGGCUUCAGCUCCCAUAAAUUCCAGUUCCAAAUCUAUGAUUGUAGGAGCCUAAGUGCCAUGUCUAAUCCAGUUUAGGGUCAUGAUUCUGAGGUCUCGGGGUCCUUCCUGGCCCCUCUCUUGGUGCUCUGGGUCUGUUUUCUGUCAAGAAACAGACUUCAUAGAGAAAACAGGUUUUUAAUGGCACUCUAGCCCAGUGCCUUUUACAUAGUAGGAGCUUCCCAAGUGUUUAUCAAAUUGGACACUUUCUAGAGGAACUUACUAGAAAUAUGUUUGCAUCUGCCUGGAGAAAGGACUGGUGCUUCCUGGCUUAUGGGUAAUCAGUGAUCCUCAUGAUUCAAUGUAUAAAAGAGACAAGGCCAGAAAGAGAAGCUAAAGAAGUAUUUAUUUCUGUCUCAGGAAUAUUUCAUACAAAUCAUACAAAGUGUUACCUAGUAAGAAUACCCUAAAGGUUCUAGCAAGAAUACCUUAGAGGUUGUUCUCGGAGGGAGUGAAGAAUAAGAACCAGUGAGAAGCUAGAAACACUAAAGCAUCAUCUAAAAAACUAAGAGGAAACCCAACUUAUCAAGAAAUCCAUCAGAUCAGAAUGUGUCACUCAGGGGCCAGCACUAGAGCUCAAUUUUCCAUAGAGCUGCUGCUGUUAGGAAGAUCAAUCCUGAAAACCCAUUUUGAAGAGACUUGUGUUCCCUGAAGAGGAAAUAGCAAUGAAGCAAGUUCUUUACUAAAAAAUACACAGCUAUUAGGCACAUAAGUAUUUUUCAUGUGAAGGACUGCCAGGUCCUAAACUAUUAUUGUACUUUCAUUUUCUUACCUGGUACUUUCUAAAGAUACAUUGGAGAAAUGAUAUUUUUUAAUUAAAUGAAUAUAGUUUACCAUGAAACCAUAGCUAAUAGGCAGGCCCAUUGUAAAGGUCAAGCUGAUUUUUUGAAUGUAAAACACUAAGCUACAAAAAGUAGCAGAUGUAAUAUACCUCAGAUCUUACUCCCCCCCCCCCCCUUUUUCUAUCUGAAAGGAAGAUGAAAAAUAACUCAGCCACUGAAACUUCUCAUAUCAGCCAAGGAUACUAUGAUGAAUGAGAAUAGUCUAUCAUCUCCAAACUUAAUUCCCUGUUCCUUAAGUCAAGUCAAAUUUCUUUCCCUGAUACCCCAUUGCCCUUGCAGCUGUGGACUCACCUGCUUUUUAUCAAUUGCUUAUCUGCCUAGGAAACAAAAAAAUUCCAGCAUCAUUUUGUCAUUGAUCACCAAUAAUGUUCUAUCUUUUAAAUUUCUCCUCACAUCUUAAUCAUUGAUACACCAGCUGUACUUAUUGUUGUUAUUUUUCCACGUCCAUGGCAAUAUGUUGUCUGACCACAGAAAGAAUAUUUAUGUCCUCAAGUCAAACUCCUCAAGCCAAAAUGAGAUACAGAAAUAUCCCGCUAUAACUUAAUUAUAUUUUACCCCAAAGUCCCUCUGCUUCUAACAGCACCUUACAGUUAGAGCCAAAUUUGGCCUUGACCAGGCUUUACUGGUUAAGUGCCAAAGGAGUAAUUGACCUGAUUUUUGUUGACUCUUCCUUUUCAGAAAUAUAAAGAGCAAGCUCAUUACUGAGCCUAUUUGCAAUUCAUUAAUUUUCUACUUUUUACCCUCUCAUCAAAGGUUUUUCUUUCUUUCUUUCUAUUUUUUUUUUAAGGAAAGGUAUUUGUAUGAAGCUAACUUCUUUCCUUCUUAAUAUUCAACUCCUGCUAGUUCUGUAUAUAAUAAAUAAAAUUUCAAACAGUA
Sarcophilus harrisii (Tasmanian devil) is the source of this 4076-nucleotide messenger RNA. RefSeq names its product methionine adenosyltransferase 1A (gene MAT1A). The record is from RefSeq and is a predicted model, not a curated record. The transcript is spliced from 9 exons. Gene Ontology annotation, biological process: S-adenosylmethionine biosynthetic process. Lineage: Eukaryota; Metazoa; Chordata; Mammalia; Dasyuromorphia; Dasyuridae. Gene Ontology annotation, cellular component: cytosol. Gene Ontology annotation, molecular function: methionine adenosyltransferase activity; ATP binding. Bases 258 to 1448 code for a protein of 396 amino acids.